This is a messenger RNA of Austrofundulus limnaeus, 2700 nucleotides long. RefSeq names its product post-GPI attachment to proteins phospholipase 3 (gene pgap3). Gene Ontology annotation, biological process: GPI anchor biosynthetic process. The transcript has 8 exons. Lineage: Eukaryota; Metazoa; Chordata; Actinopteri; Cyprinodontiformes; Rivulidae. Gene Ontology annotation, molecular function: hydrolase activity, acting on ester bonds. Gene Ontology annotation, cellular component: endoplasmic reticulum membrane. The record is from RefSeq and is a predicted model, not a curated record. Bases 230 to 1291 code for a protein of 353 amino acids.
CCAAACUCGUUUAUAGUAAUACAGUCAAAUGUUUAUGAGAAUAAAACGAUGACUGGUAUAGUUUUAUUUUGAAAACAAAAACCGGAAACACCGCUUGACUGUAAAUCCCGCAGGGAGGACAGGGGGGAAAACAGUGGGCAUCUACAGUAAACUGUGCGGCGCUUCGAGCCCGCUUCGUCGCCACAAAUUCGGGAUGAGCCCGUGGUAAUAAAUACGCACCGCUGGCUUAAUGCCGCUGUCGUCCCGCAGUGCCUUCGUGAGUCCGGACGGGCCCAAAGCAGCCGCCGCCAUGGCCUCUGUGUUCCCCCGCUGCACAUCUGUCAGACUCCCCGCUUCGGCCGCUGUCAGCCUGCUGCUGCUCCUGAUGUCGGUGAGCACCGUGCAGUCCUCUCAAGGCGACAAGGAGCCGGUUUAUCGGGACUGUGUGAAGCUGUGUGUCCGGACGAACUGCACUGGAGCUCGGCUGCGGGGCUUUGAGUCCACCCAGCCGCAGUACAUGGCGCUGACAGGUUGGACGUGCCACGAUGACUGCAGAUAUCAGUGCAUGUGGACCACUGUGGGUCUUUACCAGGCUGAGGGUUACAGAGUCCCACAGUUCCAUGGCAAGUGGCCGUUUGUUCGUUUCCUGUGCUUCGAGGAGCCGGCAUCGGCGCUGGCGUCUCUGCUCAACGGCUUGGCCUGCCUUCUCAUGCUGCUGCGCUAUCGGAGCACGGUGCCACGCCAGAGCCCCAUGUACCACACCACCAACGCCUUCUCCCUGGUAUCUCUGAAUGCGUGGUUCUGGUCCACAGUGUUUCACACCCGGGACACUUAUCUCACUGAGAAAAUGGACUAUUUUUGUGCAACAGCGGUCAUUCUUUACUCAAUCUACCUGUGUUGUGUCAGAACUUUGGGUCUGAGGCAGCCUGGAAUAUCCAGUAUGGUGGGAGUUUUCCUCAUCUUGAUCUUUACGUCACACGUGUCCUACUUGACCUUCGUCAGUUUCGACUACGGCUACAACAUGGCUGCCAAUGUCACCAUCGGCAUGGUGAACCUCCUGUGGUGGUUGUGUUGGUGCUGGCAGAACCGGCGGACGCUCCCAUACUGGUGGAAGUGUGGCCUGGUGGUGCUGCUGCUUCACGGGCUGGCCCUCCUGGAGCUGAUGGACUUCCCCCCGCUGCUCUGGGUCUUAGACGCUCACGCCGUCUGGCACCUUAGCACCAUCCCGGUGCACUUCCUUUUCUACAGUUUCCUGAUAGACGACAGUCUCUACUUACUAAACACAGAGAAGAUGGGUGUUAAAGUCGAGUAGGAGGAGGAGCCCGUCGCCUCUUCACCACACCUCCACCCUAACACCUCCUCAGUCGGGGCAGCCGGACACCUGAACUCUUGACGUCGCUCUGCCUCCCAGACGAAACGCACGACACCACUGACUAACAUCAAACUCAACUCUGUUUACAUUUUAUUUCAUUUGAAGGAAGUGUCGUGAAUCCUUCAUGUUCUUCUUCGCCUUGUACUGCCACGUGUGCUACGUUUACUGUAGUAUGGGAUGCAGGGUGGGGAGGAGUACUCGACCGCCAGCUGCUCUCGAAUCCUGUUUAUCGGGUUGUUUUGUAAAACUCGUCCCCUGAACUCCUGACGAUCACACACUCCAACCCGAUCGCAGUUUUCAGCAGCUGGCGUUAGAUGGCAGCAGAACAGUGGUCAGUUCUGUCCGUUCAUGUGUUCAACUGUGCCAAAAGGAAGCUGCCAGCUGAUUUUUUUUUUCUAGAAAGAUGGGGAAGAGACUUUAUGUUGGAGGCUGUUGACCUUUUUUUUAAACCAUCACUCCUUUAUUUGUGCCUGUUGUUUCAUUUGCUGCUUUUGUUUCUCUUCUGUUUUUGCUUUAUUCAUCUGCCUUAGUUGAUUUGAAGUCAAAUAUUUUGACCAAUAUGUGCUUUAUUCUGAUCUGAUUUAGAUUUUAUUUAAUUUUUGGGAUUAAGCGUGAGUUGCCUGAUGAUUAUGAGAUGGGAAAAAAUUACUUUUGUUCACCUGGAUUGCCUUUUUUCAUGUGAGGAAUGACCCAAGGUUACAGGAAGUUUUGAGCAGCUUUUCUCCACAGUGUCAAACAAACCCUGAGUUUAAGUGUAAAUCCCGAGUUCUCCGAAACGAAACACACACACUCCCACCUGUCUAAACAGUGGCUCAUAACCUGCUUCUCAGUGAAUGUUAUUUAUUUAACCUCCCGGAACUGAAUUCAUUCCCAUGUUUCCAUCUCUCUGAGCUUUACUUCUACAUGUGCACUUUACGAGUGUGUGUGUUCAGACUCCAGGCCAUGCCUUUGAGUGAGAAUCUGAACAAUCAGCAAUGUGUGUGUGUGUGUGGUUUUUCUGGACUUUGUGUUGUCAUGAACUGAGUUGCUUUGUGUUUGUUGUGUGUGUGUGAGAGAGGGAGCUAGACUUUGCUGGAUGAUUCUUUUGUGUGUUUGGGUUGUGGGUGAGGAAAUUUCAAAAAUGUAGCUUUGUAAUGAGAGGAUGGAAGAUGGAGAUAGUUGAUGAAAAGAUCUAAAUUGAAUCAUAUCAAAGAUUUUUCAAAAAAAUCUAUUUUUUAUCCUCAGAUCAUGUAUUUGGUUUGUAAAAGGUCAUAAAUAUCAAAUACUGUUUCACCAUUUCCCUGAUGUUUUUCAUUAGUGUUUGUUUAUGAAUGAGAGAGUAAAAACAAAGUUAAUCUUGUCACUAUUCA